AUGUCUAGCCCGGUCAACAACAACUUCCUCCAACUCAUUCCCGCCGCCCACCGCGUGGCUAUUCUCGAGACUCCCGCCGAGUCCGAGUCAUUCAUUCCUGCACUUCAAAAGGCUCGCCGAUCCAGCUCUACCACGAGCACCGAGUCGAAUGCUGCCGAGGAACCUACCGUCCCCGUUGCCGACAAGGCUGCGGUCGCCGCCUCUCCCGUUGACGAUGCCAAGGUCACCGAGUUUCUGAAACUGGGCCACUAA
This is a messenger RNA of Exophiala spinifera, 252 nucleotides long. RefSeq lists its product as uncharacterized. Bases 1 to 252 code for a protein of 83 amino acids. Lineage: Eukaryota; Fungi; Ascomycota; Eurotiomycetes; Chaetothyriales; Herpotrichiellaceae. The transcript has a single exon. The record is from RefSeq and is a predicted model, not a curated record.